Penaeus monodon (black tiger shrimp) is the source of this 2336-nucleotide messenger RNA. Its product is annotated as skin secretory protein xP2-like. The transcript is spliced from 6 exons. Gene Ontology annotation, cellular component: nascent polypeptide-associated complex; cytosol. Lineage: Eukaryota; Metazoa; Arthropoda; Malacostraca; Decapoda; Penaeidae. Bases 6 to 1754 code for a protein of 582 amino acids. The record is from RefSeq and is a predicted model, not a curated record.
CCCACAUGAAAACACGCUUUGUCUGCAAGCACACGUGUGAGAUCUACCUCCAUCCCCUUUACUGCGUACAGCGCGGCGCCCGUGUACAUGUGCACAGGUUCCAUUUCCAUACGGGCGAGUACGCAAAUAUAGCCUCAUCCGGCUCACAGCACACAAUCACGUGCUUUGAGGGACAAGUGUGCAUUUCUCACUCAAGAGAGAAGGCCAAAAUGAAUCGGGAAAAGCUAGCAAGGAUGCAGCAGCAGGUGCGCAUUGGUGGUAAGGGUAGUGUGCGAAGGAAGAAGAAGAUUGUACACCGCUCCUCUGCCACCGAUGACAAGAAAUUACAGAGCUCCCUCAAGAAGCUCACAGUCAAUAACAUUUCUGGUAUUGAGGAGGUAAACAUGAUCAAGGACGAUGGAACAGUCAUUCAUUUCAACAACCCCAAGGUCCAGGCCUCCCUAAAUGCCAAUACCUUUGCUGUGUCUGGCCACGCAGACAACAAACAGAUCACAGAAAUGCUCCCAGGCAUCCUAAACCACUUGGGUGCAGAAGGCUUCAACCAGCUCAAGCGACUUGCCUCAUCCGUCAAUGCUUCAGGUAGUGUACCUUCUGGAGGUGCUGAUGAUGAUGACGACGAUGUCCCAGAGCUUGUUGAAGACUUUGAAGCAGCUAGCAAGACAGAGACAGAUGCAAAGAAAUCUGCAGUUGCUGGUGAGAGUAAAGAGGCAGAUGAUGAUGUACCCGAGUUGAUUGAGGUCGAACCAGCUCCUGCCAAAGAUGAUAAGGUAGAAGCCCCUGCUAAAGAGGAGAAGAAAGAUGCUGCACCUGCCAAAGAGAAGGUCGAGACUCCUGCUCCUGCUAAGGAAGAAACAAAGGAAGAGGCUCCUGAAAAGCAGGCCCCAAAGAACAGAAGAAAAAGGGUGCAAAGGGAGAGCCUAAAAAGAAAGGGUGCUCCUGCCAAGGAAGAGGCAUCUGCCCCUGCAAAGGAGGAACCCAAGAAGGAAGCCCCAGCCCCUGCCCCAGCAAAGGAGGAACCUAAGAAGGAAGCCCCAGCCCCAGCCCUGCCCCAGCAAAGGAGGAACCUAAGAAGGAAGCCCCUGCCCCUGCCCCAGCAAAGGAGGAACCUAAGAAGGAAACCCCUGCCCCAGCAAAGAAGGAACCUAAGAAGGAAGCCCCUGCCCCAGCAAAGAAAGAAGCCCCUGCCCCAGCAAAGGAGGAACCUAAGAAGGAAGCCCCAGCCCCUGCCCCAGCCCCAGCAAAGGAGGAACCCAAGAAAGAAGCCCCUGCCCCAGCAAAGGAGGAACCCAAGAAGGAAGCCCCCCCCUGCCCCAGCAAAGGAGGAACCAAAGAAAGAAGCUGCCCCUGUUUCUGCUCCAGCCCAAGCACCUGUUUCUGCUCCAGCCCAAGCACCUGCCCCUGCUCCUACUGCCCAGGCACCAGCUAAGGCCCCAGCCCCAGCCCCUGCCCCUGCUCAAGCACCAGCCCCAGCCCAGCAAAGGUCGCCCCCCCAGGCACCAGCCCCUGCCCCUGCCCCUACUCAAGCACCAGCACCAGCCCCUGCCCCUGCCCCUACUCAAGCACCAGCACCAGCACCUGCAAAGGUUCCUGCCCCUGCCCAGGCACCAGCUCCAGCACCUGCCCCUGCUGCUCCAGCCCCAGUCCCAGCCCAAGCACCUACCCCUGCUGCCCCUGCCCCUGCCCCUACUCAAGCACCUGCCCCUGGUGGUCAGCCAAGUAAACCGGCCAAGAAACAGAAGGGCAAGGGGAAGUAGGCUGAAAAGAAGCCUGCAGUAACAGAGAAUGAGGAGGAAAAGGAAGAGGCUAAGAUCAAGGAGGUCAAAGACGAUGAAGAGGAACCUGUAAAAGAAGAUAAAGAGGAAGAAAAGACGGAGAAGUCAGAAUAGACUGAUGAUGCAUCUCGGCCAGUAGACUGCGCCACAGGAGUAGUGUUCACAGAUUCCGGUUGUUGUCCUGGCUGCAGUGGCCCAUGAACUCUCCGAGAGAAAAAAAUAAAUAAAAAAUCCUCUCCAUUAUAUAAUGGUCCUCUCUCUCUCUCUCUCUCUCUUUCUCUGUCUCUCUCUGUGCUGCCCAAAGACAAGCUAGACCUUAGGAUCCCUGUUUUGUCUUGGCAGUGACUUGUCUCUUGUUCUAGCCGUUCUGUUUGAUACUUCAUCGUUAUUUUGUGUAUAUAAAAGAUUAUCUCUUUGAUAAUGCAUAAAAGGACUUGUAUCUCUCCACCCUGUUUUUUCUUGUAUUAAAUGAAAAGAAAAUGCUAAUUUCAGUCAAGUGACUGGUCGAUUACGCAGGAUUUGUAUCGAGCCUUGUAACAUUAAGAAAUUAAAGUAAGAUAAGUA